AUGUAUUCAGUUAUUAGGAACUACUUCGAUCUCAGAGGAUCGAUUCUCAGUCGACGCGUGACAACCGUGUCUGUUCCAUGUGUUUUAUCGUUACAAUUUAUCGAAGACUUUAUAUCAAAGAUAGUAGCUGAUAAGAUAUAUUAAUUAAUAAACACAUGAGGUUAGUUUCAUGUAGAUAGUUCACUAAGCCGGUGGCUAUAGCGUGUUUUCGCAAGUGUCAUCGUGCGACAUGAAUGUAUCAUGAUGAUGAGAAGAAAUGUUGUGAGUCUGAUAAAGUUCUUCCUUAUGGCGGUUUUUACUGUUUUUCUAACCGUCGUUGUGUUUCGUUAUGUACGAGCAACACCUAACCAUGAAAUCAUGACACCAGUUGCAUUGGUAGCCUUCGAUAGUAGCAGUUCGAAAAAUUUGGCAAUGUAUAGCAACCAGAAUUUCAACAAUCAUUAUCAGGAUAUUAAUGAAAAGAUAGAUUGGCAUGAUUAUAUGAAAAUUGAAGAAGAAACAAAAAGAAUUGGAAAAGGUGAACAUGGGAAACCAGCAUUUCUGUCACCAUCUCUUGAUGCAUUAAAGGAAAAGUUAUAUCAGUGCAGAUAGCUAUUCCACAUCAUAUCAUUCAAAGUAACUGCCCACAGUAAAACUGUCAAGUUACAAAUGCAAGUUCUUGAAUACCAGCAAAAGAGAACAAAUCUGCGAGUUAUAUUUGUACAGGUGCCUCUAUCGUUCGGCACCAAGCUGCUGGCGCAGUAAUUUCUAAAUAUCUUGAAAUGGUUUCACCGAGGCAGCAACUUGGUAGAACGUCAAUAUGUAGCGUUCAUUAUGGAUCCUGGCUGGUAUUUUGUGAUGACUCACAGUUCUGUGGACUAUGUAACUGAUGAGCUGGUGGUGUGAGUAUAACUGGAGAUUGGGACCAAAGAGGAGUAUGAACUGGAGAUGGUCUAGGUUGAGAUUGUUGUUCUUCUUGCAUUUGUUGUAUUACAGUAACAUCAGGAUAACUGAAAAAAAAAUAAAAGAAUAAUUGAAUAAAAUUAAAAUUUACAUUUAAAUAAAAAUUAUAUUUAUGAUAAAUAAAACUAAAAAAAUUUUCUUCAUCAAAAUCUUACCCUAUACAUCCCCAGACUAAACUACGUCUCGAUCGCAAUAUAUCUCUGUUUUGUGGUUGAUAUUUUUCUGUUUCUUCCGUACAAUCCUCGCUUGUGUCUUCCACUUCCUGUUCUUCAUCGGGACAAAGUUCGCAUGCCCUUUCUAAUGUUUUCUUUGCACUAUUACUACGUUCCAAAACAUAACCAUUCGCAGAAUCAUUAGAUUGAGCUGGUGGAGACCAAUUACUAUAUGCAUGAGUAUAUGGUGCUGCAGAAGUAUAAGGUCUCUAAAAAUAAAAUUAUUAUUAUUAUUCAAUAAAUUAAUUUUUUUUUAUAUUAUUAUAAUUAAAAAAUAAAUUUUUGUUCAAUACUUUAUCGAGUUCUUCAUGAAGCCAGUCAGUAGCAUGUAUCCAUUUUCUUUUUAAUUCCGAACUAUGAUGUAAAAGUUGAUGUGCAGGUCUGCAUUUGCUAAAAAGCUGCACCAUACAUUUAAUACACUGAUAUCCUCUUUUCUGAUAAUGAUGUUUACUUCUUUGUAUUAUCUCGAAUAAACCUUCUCUUUCAUCUGGUACACCUAAUAAUAAUUACGUUUUACGAUCUCAAGUUUUAACAUCUUUUAAAUUAAAAACUUAUACCUGCAACGUUUGUACCUUUUAGAGCAUUAUGAACACGAUGUGUUUGCCAUGAAUCUUCCAUAAGAAGUACAGCAAGUAAUAAAUCAGUGUGAUGUUUUAUUUCGUGUGCAAAAGAAAAUCCAAUCUGCCAUAAUAAUUCACUGAGAACGGUUCGAGAUACGUGAGGAUUCUCCCAACAACAAUAUUGCAAUAAUUUUACUGUAUCUUCAGUAACAUUAACAUCUGCAUCUUCGAUUAAUUUUUUCAUAUAACUGCAAGACAAAAUUUAUUUUUAUAAUUUUUAUAAUUUAUUCUAUAUCUUCUAGUUAAAAUGCAAAUUGUUUAAGACAAACCUGUUUUUAACGAAGAGUAUAUCUGCUGCUUGUGGUUGAAUAGGCAUCAAAUAUUCAUUUUGACAUGCUGGAUCACCAUAUGGAUUUGAUAAAGGUACUACUCCUGAUUGUGCAAGACUUGAAUGUGCUUUUGAUGAUACAUCACAACAACGUAUCAACAUACUAACUACUUGAUGCAAUUUUGUUAAUUCAGGAUAUUGAUAUUUUAUCGUAGGACCGGGUCCUUCAUCAAUCGCAACCAGCAUAAAUGUAACAGGGACAUUUAACUAUGAUAAAAAAUAUGAAUGAUACAAUCCAAAUAAAUAAUUAAAUAUUUUUUUAUUUAUAGAUAAAGAAAAUUGUAAUUUACCUUAAGCAAUUGAGCUUUUUCAGCAAGACCAAGCGAUGCAUACGUAUGAAAUAGUGAGAAAUAAUGUGGUAAAUGGCGUCCAUGAUCCGAGAUUUCACGAUGAAGUAAAGAAAGAACUGCAUGUAAUAAAUGAUCACUAAGCGUUGCUGUUGGAUCCAAAAGUAUAGCUAAAAAAUAUGUUAAAAAUUUUUUUUAUUAGAUUUUUUAUUAAAUUUUUUAUUUUAUAAGUUCAUUUUUAUUAUAUAAUUAAAAAAAAAUUCAAUAUUUAUGACAAUACAAUAUAAAUUAAAUAAUAAAUUGAAAUAUUUACUUGGUGCAUUUAGACUAGGCGGCACGCACGGUCCAUCUAAGAGAGAAAUAUGUGCAAGAAAUACCAAUAUUUUAAGAAAAGCUGUUCGAACUUCUGUACUGGGACAACUCAAAAGAUAUUCACAAAAUCUAAAGACAAUUAAUUAAUUUAUAAAUAUUAAUUAAUAAAUAUUAAUAUUUUGUAAAUUCAUAUAUAUAUAUAUUUAAAAAAAUGCCUACCUAUGAGGAUGAUUAAAUAGAACAUUAUGAGCAAACCAAGAUCGCACUGACUUGCUGCUACGUAAAUGGUGGCAAACGAUAUCAUACCAAUCUGUUGCAUUACCGCGUAAAGUUUUCUUAGUAUGAAAACCUGUAUAAAACAAAAAUCUUGAUGCUAAUUGUACAGAUAACAUUGCGAGUUCCUCCUGUUCCGGGCUCUAUAAUUAUAAUUUUUAAAAAUUAUAGAUAUUUGACAAAUAAUAUUAUAAUGAAAAUAUAUAUUAUCAUUUGUUAAAUCAA
This is a messenger RNA of Apis cerana (Asiatic honeybee), 3199 nucleotides long. Its product is annotated as N-acetylgalactosaminyltransferase 6. NCBI's taxonomy places the organism in Eukaryota, Metazoa, Arthropoda, Insecta, Hymenoptera, Apidae. Gene Ontology annotation, cellular component: Golgi apparatus. The record is from RefSeq and is a predicted model, not a curated record. Gene Ontology annotation, biological process: protein O-linked glycosylation. Gene Ontology annotation, molecular function: polypeptide N-acetylgalactosaminyltransferase activity.